CACAACAGUGGGGGGUGGAGUAUCUAUAGAGUUAGCACAGUGUGGAAAACAUUUACUUUGGGUUGGAAUUAAACAGUAGCUGUACGCUAAAACUUGUACCACAAAUUAAACUACUGUGUGCUGUCGCCGGUAGGACUGCUAGCGUUAGCUCAGCCUCCCUAGCAACUCUGUGCCGCUGUUACCGACAACGACCAAGGAAACUCUGAUGACAUUUUAUUUCGAAAGAAUUUCUUUUCCGGUUGUGUGAGGCGGGCCCGACGCAGCUGAUUCAAACAACAGGGAGUAGGGAGGCUCCCGGGUUUAGUUGUUUCCCUUCCCUGUGCAGCAGCAUGGAUCCAGAGUGGAGCCCACACAGUCCAGGUGGAGAGACCGCCUUGCCAGACCAGAACCCAAAGAACCAGAGGAGUCUGCGAAGUCUUCAUGUUAUGGCCACCAGGUUUGUCAAGUUACUACAAGAAGCUGAAGGAGGACAGCUGGAUCUCAAAGAAGCCGUGAGGGUCCUGGCUGUCGGACAGAAGCGGCGAAUCUACGACAUCACGAAUGUGCUGGAGGGCAUCGGUCUGAUUGUGAAAAUAUCCAAGAGCACUGUAAAGUGGAUAGGCACAAUGCCAGGAGAAAAUGCUUGCGAAUUAACAAAGAGACUGACACAGUUAAAGUCUGAGGUGGAGGACUUGGAGCAGAAAGAAUUAAUGUUGGACCAGCAGAGACUCUGGGUGGAACAAAGCAUCAGGAACACAACAGAAGACUGCAGCAAUCUGACCUAUGUGGAUCAUGAAGAUAUCUGCAAUUGCUUCAGCGGCCACACACUCUUGGCAGUACGAGCACCAUCUGGCACACAGUUAGAUGUUCCCAUUCCCAAAGCUGUCCAGAACAGCCCAGCAAAGUACCAGAUCCAUCUGAAAAGCGUCAGUGGACCCAUAGAUGUUCUACUUCUUAACAAACACUCUGCCAGCUCUGUUCCUGUUGUACUGCCAGUCCCACCGCCUGAAGAAAUUUUACGGAACGCCAAGUUAGCCAUGUCCACUUCAGAUGAGAUGGAGAGCAGUACUGUGCCUUGUCAGGCUUCAGCUGAUACCAAACAUUGCUCUAAAUCAAAACAGACGGCCAUGGAGGACACUCAGCCUCUUCGAGCAUCGUCGUUUAUAAACACUGAGCCUAAGAGAACUGAUGCACCUAAAUUUCCAGAUUUAUCAAAGGAACUGAAGGAUCUGCUAGACCCAUCCAAAGAAAUAAUGAAUGCAGAUCUAAUCACAAAGCUUAUGACCUCUAAAGUUUUUUCUCCACUCCUCCGUCUAUCGCCACCACCAUCUGAAAAUGAAUACAUCUAUAAUCUGGAUGAAAGUGAAGGCCUGUGUGACCUGUUUGACACACCGGCGUUCAAUGUUUGACCAUGAACUCUUGUGUUAAGACUUCAAAUGUAAAGAUUUUUCUCUGGAUAUGUACAUAGCAGCCUGUUUUUAAAUAGUUAUUUGAUUUAAACAAAUAAUAAACAAGUGAU
Molecule: messenger RNA, 1498 nt
Organism: Toxotes jaculatrix (banded archerfish)
Lineage: Eukaryota; Metazoa; Chordata; Actinopteri; Toxotidae
Product: transcription factor E2F4-like
Exons: 10
Coding region: 330-1388 (352 amino acids)
Biological process (GO): regulation of transcription by RNA polymerase II
Cellular component (GO): RNA polymerase II transcription regulator complex
Molecular function (GO): protein dimerization activity; RNA polymerase II cis-regulatory region sequence-specific DNA binding; DNA-binding transcription factor activity, RNA polymerase II-specific
Source: RefSeq, a predicted model, not a curated record